This is a messenger RNA of Chaetomium strumarium, 2814 nucleotides long. Its product is annotated as fungal-specific transcription factor domain-containing protein. NCBI's taxonomy places the organism in Eukaryota, Fungi, Ascomycota, Sordariomycetes, Sordariales, Chaetomiaceae. Gene Ontology annotation, molecular function: zinc ion binding; DNA-binding transcription factor activity, RNA polymerase II-specific; DNA binding. The record is from RefSeq and is a predicted model, not a curated record. Gene Ontology annotation, biological process: regulation of DNA-templated transcription; DNA-templated transcription. The transcript has 6 exons. Bases 1 to 2814 code for a protein of 937 amino acids.
AUGGAAGUCGAAUCGACCCCUCCGGCAGGGAUCACACCUCCGAAGCAGCCGUCGACCUCGCCGUCGCAACAUUCCACUACUCCGUCGGCGUCGGCAGGUACGACCACAACGACGACAACGGCUGGUCACAUAAGUUUCAGGAGACAACGGGCUUCAAGAGCAUGUGAGACAUGUCAUGCCCGCAAAGUCCGCUGCGAUGCUGCCAGCCUUGGCGUCCCGUGUACGAAUUGUGUUGCUUUUCAGAUCGAAUGCCGCAUCCCAACCCCGAAGAGGAAGAAGGCGCAGAACGCCGCUGUGCAAUCGAGAGAUUCGGACAGCGACCGGGGAGAUCAGGACGACCGAUCAUCUCUUCCGCCUGGCGCAGCCGCCUUUCCGAACGGGACCCGACCGCCGGCUGUCUAUCACACCCACGAAGGUACCCCAUCAGUUGCCAACACGGAGGUCGAGCAACAGAAGAAGGACGAGUUCGACAACGCGGCACUUGCCAGUUACAUGAACCUCGUCAUGAAGCCCAAGUUCACGCGCGCGCCAAUUACCGAAGCCGGGAGGGUGGCCUACCUGGGCGAAUCAUCCAACCUCACACUCCUGGUCCACGACCGCCAAAAUGCUGGCGAUGUGGUACACUACCCCUUGCCCGAGAACAUCAGGGGCUCGAGGGCGCGCUUGACCGAGCUGGACAACGUCGAGAUCGACAUCUUGCACCAGCGAGGUGCUUUCCUCCUACCACCACGGGCUCUCUGCGACGAGCUGAUCGACUCCUACUUCAAAUGGGUCCAUCCCAUCGUUCCUGUGAUCAACAAGACGAAGUUCAUGCGUCGCUACAAGGAUCCAAAGAACCCCCCGUCUUUGCUCCUGCUGCAGGCUAUGCUGCUGGCUGGCUCGCGCGUGUGUACCAAUCCACAGCUGAUGGAUGCAAACGGCUCGUCAACACCAGCUGCGUUGACCUUCUAUAAGAGAGCCAAGGCCUUGUACGACGCGAACUACGAAGACGACCGAGUCACGAUCGUACAGUCUCUCUUGUUGAUGGGCUGGUACUGGGAAGGACCAGAGGACGUCACCAAGAAUGUCUUCUACUGGACUCGCGUCGCCACCAUCGUUGCGCAGGGCUCAGGGAUGCACCGGAGCGUGGAGGGAUCGCAGCUCAGCAAGUCGGAUAAGAGGUUAUGGAAGCGGAUCUGGUGGUCCCUAUUCACGAGAGAUAGGUCCGUGGCUGUCGCGCUGGGCCGGCCGUGUCACAUCAACCUUGACGACUCGGAUGUUGAAAUGUUGACAGAGGAUGACUUUAUCGAAGACGAACCCGAUCAACCCAGCGACUAUCCUCCGGACCCUAUCCACGUACAGUUCUUUCUGCAGUACGUCAAGCUGUGCGAGAUUAUGGGGCUAGUUCUCUCCCAACAAUAUUCGGUCGCAGCAAAGGGACGACGGCACAAUCCCAUUGACCUGACACACAGCGACAUGGCCCUUGCCGACUGGCUCUCAAACUGUCCCAAAAUUGUGUAUUGGGAGAUGCCAAGGCAUCACUUCUGGUCUGCCUUGCUCCAUUCGAAUUAUUACACCACCCUCUGUUUGCUACAUCGGGCACACAUGCCGCCAACCGGCUCGCACAGAUUUCCGGAUGAAUCUGGGUAUCCGUCCAGAAAUAUCGCCUUUCAGGCGGCUGCCAUGAUCACAUCAAUCAUCGAGAACCUUUCGGCCCGUGGGGAGCUACGGUAUUGCCCGGCUUUUGUCGUCUAUAGCUUGUUCUCGGCUCUCAUCAUGCAUGUGUAUCAGAUGAGGUCACCAGUUCCCUCCAUCCAACAGGUGACGCAGGACCGGAUACGGACGUGCAUGGGCGCACUGAAGGACGUCUCCAAGGUCUGGCUUGUGGGGAAGAUGGUCCACACGCUGUUCGAGUCUAUUCUUGGAAAUAAGGUCCUGGAAGAGAGGCUACAGAAGGCGGCCGGCAAAAGACACCGCAAGGCACAGCAGAGUUUAUCGUAUCUGGAGCAGCAGCAGCAGCAGCAGCAACAGCAACAGCAACAGCAACAACUACAUCCGCGCUACAUGCACGAGCAGAAACGCAAAUAUGAUGAUAUGGCCAUCGACUUCAGUAUGAGCACUCCUCAGCCGCCAGAAUCGUAUGAGCGCUCAAGGCCGCAGACACCGAGCGCUGCGACCAAGAACGAACCGGCGUCUGGUACGAUGCCGCCUCCUACCAACGCAUCGCCGCAUGCGCGGAACGGCGAUACGUUUAUGGGAGGGACAGCAUCGCGGCCCCACACGCGACCAGCAAGCCCUUUCCAACCGUCUUUCUCAGUGCCAGCGACACCUCCCGAUCUGUACCUUGUCACGAGAAACUCACCGAACUUGUCUCAGUCAAUCUGGGAAAACUUCCAACCGGAUCAGCUGUUCCCAGAGAGCGUCAACGUACCGCUGUUUCAACCACUGUCACCUUCUCAACCGCACCAGACCCUCGACUCGCACACGAUGGCGCAGAUGCACGGCCAAAAUAUGCAGGGACAACCCGCCGAUGGCGGACAGAGCUCGUUCGGCCAGGGCAUGGCGAAGAGGGGAAUGGGCGGGAGCCCAUUGCAGCAGAAUGCCAUGCAGCCCAACAUGGCUGGAUUCCAGGGCCAAGGCCAGCAAGGCGGCAACUUAUGGAACGGCUUCGACGCGCCCAUGGUCGACGGGCAGAGUCCUAGUGAUAGCUGGAGCACGAGCUCGGUACAGGGCCUGCCUGUGCCCACGGCGCUUAAUGUGGAGGACUGGUUCCAAUUCUUUGGUAUAAACGGCGACCCCCUGCAGAUGAACAUGGAUGGUGUUCCUAUAGUCUAG